This is a messenger RNA of Lathyrus oleraceus (garden pea), 723 nucleotides long. RefSeq lists its product as uncharacterized. The record is from RefSeq and is a predicted model, not a curated record. Lineage: Eukaryota; Viridiplantae; Streptophyta; Magnoliopsida; Fabales; Fabaceae. The transcript is spliced from 2 exons. The coding region runs from base 1 to 723 and encodes 240 amino acids.
AUGGCCUUUCAACAGCCAUCACAUCCUGAACAUGAACCUGAACCAGAAGUCACUUCCCCACCUCCGAAACAUCCAAAUCCAACCACAUCUGAACCACCUCAAACACCAUAUGAACCACAACCAACCCACUAUGAACCACAACCAACCCACUCUGAACCACAACCAACCCAACCACCAUCUAAACCAACCCCACAACCUAAACUAUCCUCACAGACCCACUCUGACAUACCACCACCCAUCACUUCCGCUGACCCAACAACUCCCACACUUAAUAUAAGCCUCUCUGAACAAGUCUGCAACAACUUCAUCGGAGACACUGGUAUUAGACUUCAAGAGCGCCUAGCUAGAGAAGCUGAGGAACGGGCAAGGAAGGAAGUUGAAGAGAAAGCUCACCAAGAAGAACUUCACAGGAUCAGAGAAGCUAAAGCAAAGGUUGUUGCUGAUGCUGCUGCUGCUGAGGCUAAGGCAAAAGCUAAAGCUGACACUGAAGAAGCAACUCGCAUUGCUGAAGAAGUUGCUGCCAAAGCCAACGCUGAUGAACUGACUCAGGGGGAGUACUCCAACUUUGGGUUCGUCCCUCUGGUCUUGAAGACUCUAGAGGAACUGCAGAAAGAACAACAGGUAGUUCGGGCCAGGAUGGAUCAACAUGACUCAAUCAAUGUCAACAUUCAGAACAUGUUAUCCCAGUUGCUCCAAAGGAUGCCUCCGCCUCCAAACCCUUAG